AUGAAUUGUGCAAAGGUUGAAUUUUGGAACAAACUUGUUAGCAGUACUAUUACCAUCAAUAAGCCUGCUUCCGAUGUAUUUGAAUAUAUUACCAAGAGAGAACAUUAUCCGAUGGGAAUGGUUGUUAAAUGGGAACCUCUAGGAGAAGGAUUGGAAUUGGAACAAGUAUUUGCAAAGAGAUUGGUUUCCGAUCCAAAUCUUGCCUAUGCUUCUCAUCUUCAAAUGUUGCCAUUCAAAGUUUCCAUUCUCACUGAAGAUAAUGUAAUGAAUGCCAAGUUAUGGAAAUGGCAAGUAUCUAGUCCACAACAAAAGGGACACUUUGUGUUUGGAUGGAAAGGAGUCAUGGGUUGGAAAUAUUUCCCUCUCUUCACUGGUGAACACACAUUUGAAGUCAUUGAAGAAAGUGAAAAAUCAUGUAAAUUAAUUCACUCGGAAAGGUUUGGAGGUUUGCUUGGACAUUUAUUCAUGCUCUAUCUGAAAUUAAGUAGCUUCUGCAAUCACUUUUCUGAAUUUAAUUCAAUUGUUAAAAAAAGGUUGGAAUAA
Molecule: messenger RNA, 543 nt
Organism: Naegleria gruberi
Lineage: Eukaryota; Heterolobosea; Eutetramitea; Acrasida; Naegleriidae
Exons: 1
Coding region: 1-543 (180 amino acids)
Source: RefSeq, a predicted model, not a curated record